This is a messenger RNA of Pochonia chlamydosporia 170, 996 nucleotides long. Its product is annotated as cell lysis protein-like protein. Lineage: Eukaryota; Fungi; Ascomycota; Sordariomycetes; Hypocreales; Clavicipitaceae. Bases 1 to 996 code for a protein of 331 amino acids. The transcript is spliced from 5 exons. The record is from RefSeq and is a predicted model, not a curated record.
AUGGCUGAUACCGCGCCCAACGGUGGCUCCCUUUUGGAGUCCACCAAGAACAGUGCUGCUGCUGCUUACGACUCUGUUACAAAUGGCCCCGUUGCUCAGAAUGUCAAGGACCAAAACGCAAAGACUCAGGCCGAGCUUUCGAAUCUCGCUGCCUCCCGCAAGACUCCUAAUACUCCUGCUGCCACUGGCCAGCCUCUCACGCACUACCACUCUUUCUUCUCUGAGCUCUUGUCAUGGAAGAAUCCUCGUGCGUCCGCCAUUGCAUACGCUUCGAUUGUCUCCUUCAUCUUCGCCGCUAGGUACCUCGAUGUGAUCCGCUGGGCUUUCAAGCUUUCCUUCAUGGCUCUUGCCGUCACCGUCGCCGCUGAGGUUACUGGUAAGGUCGUUCUCAGCCACGGUUUGGCCACUCAGAUGCGCCCCCGCCGAUACUGGACCAUCUCUCGAGCUACCCUCGAUGGCAUGAUUGGCGACGUCCACGAACUCAUCAACUUCUUUGUUAUUGAGGCCCAGAGAGUGCUCUUUGUUGAGAGCGUUGGCGCCUCCACCGCUGCCUGCAUCGCUGCCUUCAUUUCCUACCAUCUCGUCAAGCUUGUGCCGUACUGGGGUCUCGCCAUCAUUGCCACCACGGUUGCCUUCUUCGUUCCUCUGGUUUACACCUCCAACCAGGAGCUGAUCGACCAGCACCUCAAGACCGCCUCCGAUGCUAUUAACGCUCAGACCGCUCAGGUUCGGAGCGUUGCCCAGAAGCAGGCCGAUCAACUCACUGCUAUGGGCAAGCAGUACGCUGGAGACUACACCGGCAAGGUUCAAGAGAUGCUCCGCGGCCGCGGCUCUGCUGCUCCUUCCGGUCCUCCCAAGCCUGUCGCCCCUACCAAGAAGCCGGAAUUCCCUGUUCCUCCCACCGAGGAGCCCACGUCCACCAAGACCGCCGAGCCCGAGGGCAAGGUCCCCGAGAAACCUGUCAUUCCUGAGACAGAGCCUUUGAUUGCUUCCUAG